AGGUGAUCAAGUUGACAUUUGAGGAUUUUGACUUGGAGAGAGGCUAUGACACCCUAACAGUAGGAGAUGGCGAGCUGGUAGGAGACCAGAAAACCAUCUUUCACGUCCUGUCUGGUACCACCACACCAGACCUGGUAGUUAGCACCAGUCACCAGAUGUGGCUCAACUUCAAAACAGAUGACACCAGUGGCUCCCUCGGUUUCAAGGUAUCCUAUGAAGAAAUUGACCAGGGCAGCUGUGGAGAUCCCGGGAUCCCGGCUUAUGGUAAAAGGGAGGGAGCAGGCUUUCGUCAUGGCGACAGGCUGUACUUUGAGUGUCUGCCAGCUUUUGAGCUGGUGGGGAAGAAGAACAUCACCUGUCAGAAGAACAACCAGUGGUCGGCUAAGAAACCCAGUUGUGUUUUUUCCUGUUUCUUCAACUUCACCACUCCAUCAGGCGUGCUACUCUCCCCUAACUAUCCUCAGGAAUAUGGAAACAAUAUGCACUGUGUGUGGCUGAUCAUCACCAACCCUGAAAGCAGAAUCAACCUGGCCUUCAACGACCUCAGCAUGGAGAAACAGUUUGACUUCCUCUCCAUCAAGGAUGGAGGAAAGGCUGAAUCUCCCAUCCUGGGCACCUUUUCUGGAGACGCUCUGCCACCUCCCAUAACUACAAGUGCCCACGUGGCACGACUGGAGUUCCUGACUGACCACACAUACACAAACAGAGGAUUUAAUAUCACUUUUACAACAUUUCGCCACAACGAAUGCCCGGAUCCAGGAGUGCCAGUUAAUGGAAAACGUUUUGGGGAGAGCCUACAGCUGGGGAGUUCCAUCUCAUUCCUGUGUGAAGAGGGCUUCGUGAAGACCCACGGAUCUCAAACCAUCUCCUGUAUUCUGAAAGAUGGCAAUGUCGUAUGGGACAAUGCUGUCCCUCGUUGUGAGGCCCCAUGUGGAGGAGAUCUGAAAGCUCCCAGUGGAAUCAUCCUCUCUCCUGGCUGGCCAGAACUAUACAAGGAGGCCCUUAACUGUGAAUGGAUCAUUGAGGCUCCUCCGGGCUAUCCCAUCAAGAUCAUUUUCGACAAGUUUCGCACUGAAGUCAACUAUGAUGUUCUUGAGGUUCGUGAUGGACGAUUUCCUUCCUCACCUCUUAUUGGAAGUUACCAGGGCACCCAGGUUCCUCAGUUCCUUAUCAGCACCUCCAACUUCCUGUAUCUUCACUUUUCAACUGACAAGAGCCACUCUGACAUUGGCUUUCGCAUACGUUACGAAACUUUGCAGCUACAGUCAGAUCACUGCGUGGAUCCUGGCAUACCUGUCAAUGGGCAGCGGCAUGGAAACGACUUCUAUGUGGGUGCUUUGGUGACAUUUAGCUGUGAGGCUGGAUACACACUUAGUGACACGGAGCCUUUGGAGUGUGAACCCAAUUUUCAGUGGAGUCGCCCCCUGCCUAGUUGCGAUGCGUUGUGUGGAGGUUAUAUCCAGGGCAACACCGGAACCAUCCUGUCUCCUGGCUUCCCAGAUUUUUACCCACACAACCUGAACUGCACGUGGAUAAUUGAGACCUCCCAUGGCAAAGGUGUCCAGUUCUCCUUCCACACUUUCCACCUUGAGAGCCCUCAUGACCAUUUACUGGUGACGGAGAACGGCAGCUUCUCUCAGCCUCUGUGGAGACUGACCGGCUCCACACUGCCUCCACCUCUCAGCGCAGGCCUGUUUGGAAACUACACAGCACAGAUCCGCUUCCUCUCUGACUUUUCAGUCUCAUAUGAGGGAUUUAACAUCACUUUCUCAGAGUAUGAUUUGGAACCAUGUGAAGAUCCUGGAAUUCCACUCUACAGUACUAGGAAAGGACUGCAGUAUGGCGUCGGCGAUUCCCUCAUCUUUUCCUGUUUCCCGGGUUACCGACUGGAAGGUCCGGCCAGGGUGGUGUGUUUGGGGGGCAGGAGGCGGGUGUGGAGCUCCCCUCUGCCAAGGUGUGUUGCCGAAUGUGGCUCGUCCGUGACUGGCAUGCAAGGGGUGCUGCUCUCCCCCAACUACCCGGGUUACUAUGGCAACAACCACGAAUGCAUCUACUCCAUCCAGACGCAGCCUGGCAAAGGCAUUCAGCUGCGAGCGCGGGACUUCCGACUGGAGGAGGAUGACGUGCUCAGAGUCUUUGAUGGCAGCAAUAAUAAAGCUCGUCUACUGGGGGUGUUCACAGGCAACGAGCUGCUAGACACCAUGCUGAACUCCACCUCCAGCUCCAUGUGGCUGGAGUUUAUCAGCAAUGCUGAUAACACCAGCAAAGGCUUUGAACUACACUUCUCCAGUUUUGAGCUUGUAAAAUGUGAGGAUCCAGGAGUUCCUCAAUUUGGCUACAAGCGUGAAGACAAGGGUCAUUUUGCAGGAAGCACAGUAACGUAUGACUGUGACCCAGGAUACACCUUAAAGGGACCCGAGGUGCUCACCUGCCUUAGAGGGGAAAGGAGGGCCUGGGACAGCCCCCUUCCGCUCUGUGUUGCUGAGUGUGGAGGCGCCAUCAUGGAGGAGCCUUCAGGUCGUAUCCUGUCUCCGGGCUACCCAGCUCCAUACGAGCAUAACCUGCACUGUAUGUACCGGUGA
Menidia menidia (Atlantic silverside) is the source of this 2582-nucleotide messenger RNA. The record is from the annotation of a GenBank genome assembly. Lineage: Eukaryota; Metazoa; Chordata; Actinopteri; Atheriniformes; Atherinopsidae.